Messenger RNA from Helobdella robusta, 1583 nucleotides. RefSeq lists its product as hypothetical. Lineage: Eukaryota; Metazoa; Annelida; Clitellata; Rhynchobdellida; Glossiphoniidae. The coding region runs from base 150 to 1583 and encodes 477 amino acids. The transcript is spliced from 9 exons. The record is from RefSeq and is a predicted model, not a curated record.
UUUAUUUUUUCAGUUUUACAAUUUAUCCACGCAAUAAAUUAAAAUUAACACAACUUUCCAACGAAUACUUGAGGGGUAGUAAUUGAAGAAAUAAAUUCGUGUAUGCGCAGUAUUUUGUAUUACCUGAAUUGACCGAAUUGAUCAAACAAAUGACACUCCUGGGAAAGCAACCCCUUGCCGAAUCACUUGGUUCCAACAGAUCAGCCAUCAAUGGCUUAUCAAAAAUCAUAAAACUCUUCCUCCUGCUGUUCGUCAUCCUCUGCCUCUUCCUGGCCUAUAGAUGGUGGGUGCUGGUCAGCACAAAUAGAGAUCUCUACAAUGAAAAUGAAAAACUGAGAGCCAAUAUUAAAAGGAGUAACGAAUUUCUGAAAAAGAUGCAACAGAUGAAUGGGGAUUUGAAAGAUUGCCGGGACGCCAUGUUCAGAGAAAAAUCUAAAUCUCAAAUGUUUGCCAAGAACAGUGAGCAAGAAUCUGAAAAAUAUCAACAGCUAAAGACGGAUUUGAAUAAAUGUUCUGAUGACUGUGCAGAAAGAACAAAGAUCUUGGAAGGCAGACUAGCAGUUUGCCAGAACCAACCCAAAGAUGCAAUGAAACAACCAUCUGCUGGAAAUGGCGUGCAGACUCCUCACUCAACUCAAACACCCGCUAACAUUUUUGCUUCUAAAACAAAUCAACCGAAGCAAGAGCGUCCUCCAUUUUUGGGGGGCAAACCUUUUGGACUUCCAGACGAUGGCAAGACCGACAAAUCCGGCAAAACGUGGGCGGACAAACAGAAGAACAUGGAUCCAAACAUGGGCAGGCCCAACAUCACCCCCUCCCCAGACGGCGUACAGGGCAACAUACCUCCUAGGAAGUUUACUUUCACUGAAAGACCCAACGUCGAUAAGAAUUUGGUCAAAACAGAUGAUGUGGAUAAAAAUGCUGCCAAGAACGUGGACGCUGGCAAACCCGGUAACCCGGCUGGUGGAAAUUUCGAUCAACAAAAAUUUCCAAAUAAAUUGAAAGUUGCGGCAGAUAAAAACGUUAACGACAACAAAUCUGUCAAGAAAGAUGCGAAAGGUGAUAAUGAAGAUGAUGACUACGAUUACUCCGAUCUUUCUGAUAAGGAGACAAAACUCGCGGUAGGAAUAACUACCAAAAAAUCUGCUGCUGCUGGCAAUGUUGGUGGUGGUAAUGCCGGUGUUACUGGUGGUGCUGUCAAUGAUGGAGGAAAAUCAGGAGGAGGAAAGGACAGCAGGCCUGGCUCCAAAAUUACUCCAGGCCUUCCAAUGAAGGGUGACCAAGAUGUUAAAAAAACUACACCAUCUGGAAAAACUGCUACUGGCAAAAUCGAUGAUGCUAAGAAAGAUGAAUACGAUGAUGGUGAUUACGGUUAUAUGCGGGUCGUUUGGAUGUACGUUGCUAGGGUAUAUCAAUACCAGAUAUGCUAUAUUCUGAAUAGUCUAGUAUGUAUGGGGGUACUUUAUAAGACGGGCAUAGAAAAAGCGCUCAACAAUUCAUUAUUCAUGAGCUUCGGCAGGUGCAACCUGUUUCCGCCAUGCGCAGUCCAUUACCGCCAUCUUGACCAAAGAACAAUAAUCUGA